Messenger RNA from Symbiodinium necroappetens, 3504 nucleotides. The record is from the annotation of a GenBank genome assembly. Lineage: Eukaryota; Dinophyceae; Suessiales; Symbiodiniaceae.
AUGCUGUGCGCUGCCACGGCAGCCGGACAAAUCGGUCAUCAGUGGCAGCAGACGCACACGUCUCUGGAGGCAGCCCGGGCGCAGGAGCUUGCUGUCAACGAUGUCUUCUUUGGUACAAUACUGACGGACACAAGUUGGUCGCGAGCUGCGCAGUGGUUAGAGGACAUGCACAUGUCGACAGUGCGAGCGAGCAGCGUGGUUUUGGCGAUUGCUUCCAACACGGUUCCCUGGGAGCAGGCGCUGGAAGCUUUGCUUCCCGCAUCAGCUGACGCACAGCUUGCCGUGAACAAUAUCAUCGGUGGCUGUGGGAAGGCUGCGUGUUGGCAGGCUGCCAUGGCACUCAUCCAUCGGUUCACGACAGAGGAUGCAACUGCGCGAGUGACUGCCGUCGGAUUCACUGCAGCUGCCGGAGCUUGCGAGCGAGGGCGGCAAAGAAGGCAAGCCGUCAUGCUCCUGAAAGAGUUGCUUGGCGAAGUCUGCACACGCUCCGUCGCCGAUAAAGGCUGCGCAGAAGACGGCUUCAAGGCGACAGAACUUCACAAGGUUCGAGAAGCAUGUUUGUUGAAAGACCGAGAGAAGCGGGGAGAGCGUGAUGCGUCAGGGGCUGCUAUCGCUGUUGCCUCACAGUCCUGGAGAACAGCACUUUGGCAGCUGGCCGUCGCCAGCACAGAGGAUGCUUCUGCGCGGGGUGAUUGGGUCAUGCAAGGAUCGGCGAUGGCAGCAUGCGGGGAGCGUGGAAAAUGGAUUCUGGUAAUGGGCUUGCUCGACGCGCACAUGCCUAUCGAACCUCUCAAUGUGGCACUCGAAGCUUGCAAGACCAAGUCGCUAUGGACGGUGGCACUCAGACUGCUGGGGGUGGCGCUCGAAAGAGAGCUGAAAUUGGACGUGCUGACAGCGUCAAGCACACUGUCUGCUUGUGCGCAGUGUUGGCAAGAGAAUCGAUUGUGGCGCGUGACGCUCCAGCUGCUAGAUAGGCGAUCAAGUUCUGCGCUGGAGGAGUAUCCCCAACAGGCUGUAACACGUGCCAUUUAUCACCAUGCAAGGGCUUACCUUGCCAUUGCUUCGAUCACAGCAGGGUCCGCUAAGCCGACACCCCGAGAGAAAUGCCGUCGUGCAGCCUGUGCCAUUCGUCAAGCUGCACGCGCAGUGAUACUGGAAAGCACAGUCGUCCAGAUCGUUUUGCGCUGCGUCGAGCAGACGAAGCAGCGACAAGCUCGAGAAGCCGAUGAAAUGUGGCGCAAGCUUGCAGGUGAUGUGCGGUUCUUGUUUGGUGGACAGAAGGAUAUCGACUCUGUGACAAAGAUUGCUGGAACCCUGGCUGAAAUGCUGUCAGGCUUCGAUGGAGGCGAUGAUGUUCGGAAUAGGUUCUUGAACGUCGCGAAAAGCUUCGACAACUCCGAAGUAGCUUUGAAACAGCUGCACGCAUCCUUCGGCAAUAACUUAGAAGGGCUUCAUGCCAUGCGGAACGACUUCGAUCGCUUCACAGCGGAGAUCAUUCGGCUUGUAAGUCUCCUUGAAGGAGACUGCAACAGCAUGCGUGUUCAGUUGCAGAAAACCUUGAAAAGCCCUCGCCAGCGGGUAAACAGAAAUUUGUUGGGAGGUCUUGAGAAUCUAGGGAAGGGACGAAUGAUGCCUGACGGCGCCAACAUUGGUGAUGCAUCGCAAGAUCACAUUACCACAUUAUUAUCUACCUUGGAGCAUGAUUUGUGCGAUACCCCGCUGGCAGCAAUGGUACAGGUUGCCCAGGAUGUCAAUGAUCAAAUCGUGAAGCAGUUGAGCGACAGCGGUAAACUGCAAGGCCAGGAUUACGCAUUGAACGAGGUGAGCUUGGUUCCUGUGGACGAGCCCACCUCUCCCACCAAGGUUGUGACCGACUUGUUGCAAGCGUUGCGACCGUGCAUUUUUGACGCAGUGGAUGGAGUGGGCGCCGAGGCGGUGGCUGCCGACGCAACGGGUUGCAGAAGCAAGAUUAUCCGACCACGCAAAGCUUCAAAAGGCGUGGAGCAGCAACCCGUCAGACCUGAACGGGUCGUGGUCUCUCCGUCCAGCCCUGUGCGCCCUCCGGUGGAUGUCCUGUAUGCUCGAGCCCAACUCGCUCGAGAUUCCGCCGGCCUGCAUGCGACGGCGGCGCCGACGGCACAGGGCGGCUCUGGAGUUCCAGAGAAGUCCCUUGGGCCCCUCGGCUUGCUCCCGUCUGAGGCCGCUCUUGUGCCAGAACAGCGGGGACAGCGCUUGCCGAAGCUGAAGCCAUUGCCUCACACAGCCGAUUUCGAGCAGGGUCCAACAAAGCCGAUGUCCAAUCGGUCGGUCAAGUCUUCGAAAGAAAGCUUGCAGGAGCACACGGCAACAAGCAUGGUGCUCCCGGUACCUGGCUUCGUGGAACAUUCAGAACACACCGACUACGCUUUGCCUUCCGCUGGAACAACUGCGGUGGCAAACAAUGGUGAUGGAGGUUCCCAGCAGAGCACUGGUCAAACAGCUGAUCCUAGAAAACACGGUGUGUCAGGCCCAGGUGGUGUCCAGAGCUCUGACCCACAGAAUGCACACAUUGAACUCGAGACUCGUGAGAGUCACAAGGACACGGCCGGAGCCCCGGCGAGUGGAUCUCGGUGGCCAUCCGGGCAAAACUGUCGACCUCCGUCUGAGGGUGACAUCACGGCUGGACCCCGAGCACCACGAUGCAGAACUCCAGACGACCUGUCCUGCGAGUAUUUACGUGCAAGCACAAGCCACGAAAAUCAGAAGCUGUCACCCACGAGCCGCAGCCAGUCACAGCCAAAUCUACAAGCCACAUCCCGCUCCUCGGAGGACGGAGACCGAAAUCCAGAGCCAACAAGGCUGCCUGGUCUUCCUGAUCUGAGGCGUGACCAUCCUCGUGCACAGGCUGCUGCGGUUGCAUCCUCGGACGAAGCCGGUGAAGCCACCGAGACCUACGCAGCAAACAGGGAAGCAGUGACGAGCAAAGAAAGAGCAAGUGCGGGCAUGGACAGCAAGUGCAGAGAUGGCCAGGAUGGUCGCAGAUCUGCAUCGCUGACGCAAGAACCGGCUGAGUUCUCGCGCUUCAUGGCUUCCGAGCAGACAGGCUAUGCCAGCUCACAGAUGGCAACAACCUCCUUCAUGGGGAGCCCCCUGCUUGUGAAGAAGUCCAAACUGGAAGAAAGGCCUCGCAGACCUUCGCUGGCUGGGAAUGCGUCCGAACCUUUUCUUCCCAAGUCGAUGGAAGCGGGUCGCCGCCCGCGUGGGUUGCCAGCACCAGGUGCACUGCAACCUGCAUUGGCCACGUCCACGAGGCAUGCACAUGCGACAAGCGCCCCCAUGCUGGGUCCUUUACGUACGAGACCCAGGUCACUAGACACGGCCAGAUACGAUUACAAGGCUCCCCAUGGGCCGCUGCCGACUUUACACGCUGAAAUGCAGGCUUCUGGCAGCCACGUACAUGUUCACCAGCGGAAGGUGUCUCCGGCACCGACCGUGUCAGAGGAGGAGAAUGAGCUAUUGAGGUAG